CCUUUCGUCCUUACUGUCUUUUCAAUAAUUCGCACCUCUUUUUGUUCUGCACCUUGGAUUCUCCCCCCGCCUUAAACGCCGCCGUUUCACUUCCACUCUCCAUAAUCCCCUCUCUCGUUCUCUCUCCUCAGCUCACUCACUUCAGUCUCAAACAACCCACAAAAAUGGCAGAUGAAGCACUUCCCUCCACCACGCCGGAACUAUCCGAACCUCCGCCGUCUAAUCCAGUUACAGAAUCUCCGGUUAAAUCAGUAGAAACAGAAUCUUCUGUACCGAAGGAAGAAUCUAAGGCGCCGGAAGAAGUAUCUCCGGCGAAAGAGGAAGCAGUAACAGUCACACCAACUCAACCACCACCAGCAGUUGCUCAGGUUGAAGAACACACAGAAACAAUCACUGAAUCUGAAAAUCCCAAAGUCAAUGAACAAAAAAAUAGAAGCUUUAUUCAAUCAGCUGUUUCUUUUAAAGUGGAAAGCAACUUACUCUCUGAUCUCUCAGAUUCCCAGACAAAAUCCCUUGAAGAUUUCAAAACCUUACUCAAACAAUCUCUCUCCGACAAAACCCUCUUACCCAAAUCAAAAUCAGCCACCACCGUUGAAUCUGCUAUAAAAGAGGAGCAAAACCCAGAAACAGAUUCUGAAUUAGAACAAGAGGUUUCAAUUUGGGGGAUACCCUUAUUGAAAGAUGAAAGAACAGAUGUAAUCUUGCUGAAAUUUUUAAGAGCAAGAGAUUUUAAGGUUAAUGAUGCAUUCUCGAUGCUUAAAAGUACCCUUAAUUGGAGGGUUGAAUUUGGGAUUGAUAAAUUGGUGGAUGAAGAUUUAGGGGAUGAUUUGGGGAAAGUGGUGUUUAUGCAUGGACAUGAUAGGGAAGGACACCCAGUUUGUUAUAAUGUUUAUGGGGAGUUUCAGAAUAAGGAUUUGUAUGCGGAUACCUUUUCGAGUGAGGAGAAAAGAGAGAGGUUUUUGAGGUGGAGGAUUCAGUUUUUAGAGAGGAGUAUUAGGAAGCUUGAUUUUGAUGCUGCUGGUGUUAACACUAUUUUUCAGGUUAAUGAUUUGAAGAGUGCUCCUGGUCCUGGUAAAAGAGAUCUUAGGUUGGCUACUAGACAAGCUCUUCAUUUGCUUCAGGAUAAUUAUCCUGAGUUUGUUGCCAAGCAGGUGUUCAUCAAUGUACCCUGGUGGUAUGUGGCCUUCUACACCAUGAUGAGCCCAUUCAUGACCCAAAGAACAAAAAGCAAGUUUGUGUUUGCUGGACCUGCCAAAACUGCUGAAACACUUUUCAAGUAUGUGUCCCCUGAGCAAGUUCCUAUUCAAUAUGGUGGCCUUAGUGUUGACUAUUGUGAUUGCAAUCCGGAUUUCACUGUGGAAGAUACCGCAACUGUCCUAAACCUAAAAACUGCGACAAAGCAGUUUGUUGAAAUCAUAUGUUCUGAGAAAUGUAUCAUCGUUUGGGAGGUCCGAGUAGUAGGAUGGGACGUGACUUAUAGUGCUGAAUUUGUGCCUAGUGCCAACGAAAGUUACACCGUGGUUAUGCAAAAGGCAACUAAGAUGACCUCGAGUGAUGAUCCUGUCAUAUCCGGAAGCUUUAAAGUCAGUGAAGUUGGGAAGAUAGUCCUCACGGUUGACAAUCCAACUUUCAAGAGAAAGAAACUCCUCUACAGGUACAAAGUUUUGCCUUUCUCUGAUUGAUGAUGAUCGAUGUUCUUGCACCAUUGUUAGUUCAAGACUAGUGUCAACAUUGCUAUGAAUGAGUUGAUUCCCUUGUUCAGUAUGUAGAUGAAUUUCCUAUUCAAUAUUUCUUUGUUCAUUUUUAUUUCUCUGUUUUUUCUGGAACUUUUUGGUCCGUUUUCUUUCCUUUUGGAGCAUACGGCUAGGUGAUUGGUUCCUCCUCGUUAAUCCAAAAGGAAAAUAGAAUCUUAGGGUGUAUGUUGUGUAAAAUGGCUGUAAAAACUCUGUAUCACUUCAAUGUACUUCCGUGGUUUUUAUGGAUGUUUA
Molecule: messenger RNA, 1988 nt
Organism: Spinacia oleracea (spinach)
Lineage: Eukaryota; Viridiplantae; Streptophyta; Magnoliopsida; Caryophyllales; Amaranthaceae
Product: patellin-3
Exons: 4
Coding region: 165-1682 (505 amino acids)
Molecular function (GO): lipid binding
Source: RefSeq, a predicted model, not a curated record